UCUAAUAAAAAGUAUGGCUGGAAGGGUACCGAGACUGUUGCCUCUGUGGAAGCGAGCUAUACCGAAGUAUCCUCUUUAUCUUGAAGGUCGACCACAAAAUCGUGUGUUUCUAUGUCAAUUCUGGAUGAAAUUGAUCCCGGAUAGAACAUUUGAGCUACCAAAUGACAGAGUUCAUUUUGAGAUACAUCCUCAAAUGAGUAUAUUGGAUGUUAAACAAUACCUGGAAAAGAUUUAUAAUGUAGAUGUAUUGAAAGUGAGAACAUAUCGCAAAUCAGGAUACGUCUUUAAAGAGGAUUCAAUAGAAAUGGAACAACAACAGAAAGGCAGGAUACCUCCAGUAAAAGUUGCUUGUGUUCAAUUGGGAGGAGAACAUAGGUUUACAUUUCCAGACUUGUUUUCAAAAAAAUCAAUGGGAGAGCAAGAUAACAAUAUGAAGGAUCUUAACGAGAAACUGGAUUUAGCAAAGAACUGGGAACGACCAAGUUUACCGCCCUGGUUCUCUUAGCUAGAAACGUGCUUACAAUAAUAUGAAUAUUGAAUUUAUACAUUUUGAAUGACUUUGAUAAUUUUAUUUGCAUGGAGAAUAAAUAUGUUUUCGAAGAAUUUA
Molecule: messenger RNA, 607 nt
Organism: Ylistrum balloti
Lineage: Eukaryota; Metazoa; Mollusca; Bivalvia; Pectinida; Pectinidae
Product: large ribosomal subunit protein uL23m-like
Exons: 5
Coding region: 14-505 (163 amino acids)
Biological process (GO): mitochondrial translation
Cellular component (GO): ribosome; mitochondrial large ribosomal subunit
Molecular function (GO): structural constituent of ribosome
Source: RefSeq, a predicted model, not a curated record